Manduca sexta (tobacco hornworm) is the source of this 1373-nucleotide messenger RNA. Its product is annotated as inositol oxygenase-like. The record is from RefSeq and is a predicted model, not a curated record. NCBI's taxonomy places the organism in Eukaryota, Metazoa, Arthropoda, Insecta, Lepidoptera, Sphingidae. Gene Ontology annotation, biological process: inositol catabolic process. The transcript has 7 exons. Gene Ontology annotation, cellular component: cytoplasm. Gene Ontology annotation, molecular function: inositol oxygenase activity; iron ion binding. Bases 53 to 931 code for a protein of 292 amino acids.
CUAUUAUAGAAAUUAAGAUACUCACAAGAACCAGCGUCUUGCAUUGCGAAAAAUGGCGACUGACGUGAAAUCUCCGGUGUCGAUGAUCGACCCAUCCCAAUUGUUGCGUCCUGAGCCCACGUUCAACGACAAACCCAUUAACGCGUUCCGUGACUACAGUGUUGAUGACAAGGACCCUAUCAAGGAGCGCGUGCGCAGAACUUACUAUGACAUGCACACCAAUGUCACCGUCGACUUUGUCAAGCAAAAACGCGAAAAGUGGUUAAAGUUCAACCACUUCAAAGCCACGAUCAAGGAAGCACUGAUCAAAUUGAACGAGCUGGUGGAUGAGUCCGACCCCGACACUGAUCUUCCCAACAUCGUGCACGCCUUCCAGACCGCCGAGAGGAUCCGAGAAGACCACCCUAACGAUGACUGGUUCCAACUCACCGGACUCAUUCAUGAUUUGGGCAAGGUGAUGGCAUUCUACAACGAGCCGCAAUGGUGUGUAGUAGGAGAUACUUUCCCUGUGGGCUGCAAAUGGGCGGACUCUAUCGUCUAUGGUCCGGAGAGUUUCAAAGACAACCCUGAUACCUACAACCCCAAGUACAACACUAAAUACGGAAUGUACGAGCCUCACUGCGGUUUGGACAAUGUCCUCAUGUCUUGGGGCCACGAUGAGUAUCUGUACCAAUUUCUGCUGCACAACAAAGCCAAGAUCCCAGAGAAAGGACUUUACAUGAUAAGGUAUCACUCUUGCUACCCCUGGCACGCGGGAGGCGAUUACCGUCACCUCACUAACGAGAAGGACGAGCAAAUCCUCAAAUGGGUGCUUGAAUUCAACAAAUAUGACCUGUACACAAAGAGCGAAAAGGUACCGGACAUAGAAGCGUUGUGGCCGUACUACGAGAAACUGAUCGACAAAUACAUCCCAGGAGUCUGCGAGUUUUAAACGGGCCCGCGGCCUCGCCUAACAGCGAUAAAAAAAUCCAACAAAUUUUACUUUUUUAUUGUGUUGUGAUGGCAAAUGAAGUCAGUUAGACAGCUUUAAAAACAUACUACUUAUAUUAAUGUUUUUGCGAAACUGAAGGCUUUUGAUAACAUUUUGUACAAUCUUAGAAUAGUUUAUUCAUGUAUUUAUUUACUGAAUCUGGAAUGUUCUUGAUAAGAUGAACAUUGAACAAGUAAGUAUUGUAAAAAUUUUAAUAUAUUAAAUUAUAACUAAUACAAGUUUAAUAUCAAAUAAUUACCAACUAUAGAAUAUGUAAAUAAUUAUCGACGACUACCAUUGCUUAUUUGUAAAUUACUCAUUAACCUGUAAUGAAAAAUGAUGUAUUAUUAUUUAUAAAAUCUAUUGUAAAUUAACCUGUCUUAAUAAAUUGUUAUUGAUAUUA